AAAGAGAGGCAGCUCAGCCACAACCUGUUUCUCUCGCGCGCGCUCCGAACCUGUCCCUGCUGCUCCGCGUCUUCCUCCGUUUUCUCCCAUCCCUUCUUCUCUUUUUCUUUCCCUUCCUUUCCUUCUGCUCCACUCUCUCCACUUCUUUGCUCUUCAACCCAAUUGCUCUCUUCAUCUCCCAUCCCUUCCUCCGCAUCUCUGGGUUUUCCCCUCCAUCCUUUCUGCUACCCCCUUCUUUGCAAACUCUCUCUCUCUGCCAAGCAUCCAUUCAUCUUCCGUCCGACCUCUUUCCUUGACCUUCACCGAGCCACAUCUCCCGCUUCCCUUCUUUGGGUGGUGGGUCUUUUCUCUCCUCUUCCCCGCCGUCUGUUUCUCCGGCACCACUUUGCCUUUGCGGGUUAGAGAACGGGUGCUUCCCCCAGGGGGCAGCAUGGCGCUCCUAAGCUCCCCCACCGAGACCGAGUGCUUAACCAAGCCGCUUUUCUGCCGCAAGGGGGCGCUCCGCCAGAAGGUUAUCCACGAGGUGAAGAGCCAUAAGUUUACCGCUCGCUUCUUCAAACAGCCGACCUUCUGCAGCCAUUGCACAGACUUCAUCUGGGGGAUUGGAAAGCAGGGACUUCAGUGCUUAGUAUGCAGCUUUGUCGUACAUAAAAGAUGUCAUGAAUUUGUCACUUUUGAGUGUCCAGGAGCUGGAAAAGGGCCCCAGACGGAUGAUCCCCGGAAUAAGCAUAAGUUCAAAAUCCAUAGCUACAGCAGCCCCACUUUCUGUGAUCAUUGUGGCUCACUUCUGUACGGAUUAGUGCACCAGGGGAUGAAAUGCACCUGCUGUGAGAUGAAUGUACACAAACGCUGUGUCCAUUGUGUUCCCAGUUUGUGUGGUGUUGACCAUACAGAACGCCGUGGACGCCUCCAACUUAACAUUGAGACAUUUGGGAGCGAUGAGAUCCGGGUGACUGUUGGAGAAGCGCUGAACUUGAUCCCGAUGGAUCCCAAUGGCCUCUCUGAUCCUUACGUGAAAAUCAAGCUGAUUCCUGACCCAAAGAAUCUCACAAAGCAAAAGACCAGAACCGUCAGGUCCACCCUUAAUCCUGUCUGGAAUGAAACCUUUGUUUUCACCCUGCAGCCAGGUGACAUGGACCGGCGCCUUUCCAUCGAGGUUUGGGACUGGGACCGGACAACCCGCAAUGACUUCAUGGGCGCCAUGUCCUUUGGAGUCUCUGAGCUGUUCAAGGGUCCCGUGGAAGGCUGGUACAAAUUGCUCAAUCAGGAGGAGGGCGAAUAUUAUAGUGUCCCUGUGGCGGAUGCAGAAAACUGUGGGCUGCUGCAGAAAUUUGAGGCUUGCAACUUCCCUCUGGAACUCUAUGAGAAGGUUCGCCAUGGUCCUAUCCCAUCUCCAUCUCCAAGCCCCACAGACUCUAAGCGUGGCGGAUUCUUUGGCAUCAACCGCUUCCACAUCUCGGACUUCAACUUUCUCAUGGUUCUGGGCAAAGGAAGUUUUGGCAAGGUGAUGCUGGCCGAACGUCGGGGGACAGAUGAGCUCUAUGCCAUCAAGAUCCUAAAGAAAGACGUGAUAAUCCAAGAUGAUGAUGUAGAAUGUACUAUGGUGGAAAAGCGGGUCUUGGCCAUGGGGGAACGUCCACAUUUCCUAACUCAGUUGCACUCUACCUUUCAAACAGCGGACCGGCUGUAUUUUGUUAUGGAGUAUGUCAAUGGAGGAGACCUAAUGUAUCACAUCCAGCAGGUUGGGAAAUUCAAGGAACCCCAUGCUAUGUUUUAUGCAGCUGAAAUUGCAAUUGGCCUGUUCUUUUUGCAUAACAAGGGGAUUAUUUACAGGGAUUUGAAAUUGGACAAUGUCAUGUUGGAUGCUGAUGGCCACAUUAAGAUCACAGAUUUUGGGAUGUGUAAAGAAAACAUUUUCCCUGGCAUCACCACCAGGACAUUUUGCGGGACACCUGACUACAUUGCUCCAGAGAUUAUAGCCUACCAGCCCUAUGGGAAGUCUGUGGAUUGGUGGUCAUUUGGUGUUCUCCUAUAUGAAAUGUUAGCUGGACAGCCACCAUUUGAUGGGGAGGAUGAGGAUGAGCUCUUCCAGUCGAUCAUGGAACACACAGUAUCUUAUCCUAAAUCUCUUUCACGGGAGGCUGUCUCCAUCUGCAAAGGAUUCUUGACCAAGCAUCCCCUGAAGCGCCUGGGGUCAGGACCAGAAGGGGAACGGGAUAUUCGGGAGCAUGGAUUUUUCCGUUGGAUGGACUGGGAGAAACUGGAACAGCUGGAAAUUGCUCCGCCUUUCACACCUAGGCCCUGUGGUCGCAGCGGUGAAAACUUUGACAAGUUCUUUACACGGGCACCACCAGCGCUGACACCCCCAGACCAGCUGGUUCUAGCCAGCCUUGAUCAGAGUGAAUUCCAAGGAUUUACCUACAUCAACCCUGACUUCGUGCAUCCAUCCACCCUGCGGCAGGGAAGCCUCUCCCCAACUGGCAUGCCUCUCUCCCCAACUGGAAUGCCUCUCUCCCCAGCGGCAAUGAUCCCUUCUCCUACUUCUUUAGUGUGAGAAUGAUCCAUAACCACCCGACUUCCCCAACACCUUGGCUGUUGGACUCUGCUCCUGAGAGCAUGAGUCCAAGUUGAAACCCAAUCCCAACUGUGAUUCCCCAGAAAUAUUUUGUUAAUUGCAUUCUCUGGUGUGUCGCUUCCCUCCUUCCUUCCCCCCCCCCGCUUAGGUGCAAUCAAACUGGUGAGGUUAAGAAUGAGAAAGUGUGCGCGUGCAUGUGGAGAGAGAGGGAGGGAGAGAGAGAGAGAAAGAGGGAGAGAGAGAGAAAGAGGGAG
Molecule: messenger RNA, 2829 nt
Organism: Pseudonaja textilis
Lineage: Eukaryota; Metazoa; Chordata; Lepidosauria; Squamata; Elapidae
Gene: PRKCG
Product: protein kinase C gamma
Biological process (GO): protein phosphorylation
Molecular function (GO): zinc ion binding; ATP binding; diacylglycerol-dependent serine/threonine kinase activity
Source: RefSeq, a predicted model, not a curated record